Molecule: messenger RNA, 1261 nt
Organism: Puccinia graminis f. sp. tritici CRL 75-36-700-3
Lineage: Eukaryota; Fungi; Basidiomycota; Pucciniomycetes; Pucciniales; Pucciniaceae
Exons: 5
Coding region: 40-1128 (362 amino acids)
Molecular function (GO): ATP-dependent chromatin remodeler activity; ATP binding
Source: RefSeq, a predicted model, not a curated record
AAUCAAGAGGAAAGUAGUAGGCAAGGUUCCCGUGUGGAAAUGGUGGGCUUGAACUUCUCUAGCAUUGAAUGGUUUCGAAUUGUACUUGAUGAAGCACAUUAUAUGAAGGAUCCAAAAACCAACAGGAGCAUUUCCCUCUUAGGUUUGAAAGCCCAACGAAGAUUAUGUCUUUCAGGAACACCUUUGCAAAAUCAGCUUGGUGACCUUCACAACUUGAUAAAGUUUCUUCAAAUUGAGCCCUGGACAAACAACUCAAUUUGGAAGCAAUGUGUGGAAGGACCAGUCCAGUUGGGCAAUCCACAAGGAAUCUUGACAUUACAGAGUAUCAUGAAGGGUAUCAGCAUGAGGCGAUUAAAAACAACUGUGCUUGAUCUUCCUGAAAAAUGUGAAAUUACUGUCUACCUUGAACUUGAAAAACCCUGGAACAUUAGAUACCAGAAGAACCAUGCAGCCUUUGCAGAGCAGUUUGGGAAGAAUCGACUUUCAGUCCAAGGAUGGGACUCAAGCCAUUUUUUUGGGGAGCUAGUAAAUUUACGACAGCUUUGCAAUCACCCUGCAUUGAUUGAAAAAGAAAAAGGAACAGGAGGAUACUUCUGGAAUCAAAGCUCAAAGAUUGUACAUCUUCUGAAAGAUCUUUCCCUGUUCCUGGCAAGUGGAAAUCAAGCACGAGCAGUAAUUUUCUCAGAGUUCAAGAGGUUUCUACAAAUAAUUGAAAUAGCUUUGAAUGAACGGGGAAUCCAAUUUACAACACAUUAUGGAAAGAUGGACAACGAUACUAGAAGGAAAAAUUUGGAAUAUUUCCGGAGGGAUGUAUCAUGUAAAGUACUCUUGGCUACAAUAAAAACUGCGGGUGUGGGGAUAGAUCUUAGAUGUGCACAUAAGGUGUAUUUGAUGGAACCAACAUGGAAUCCUGCAGUGGAAGAGCAGGCAAUAGACAGACUGUACCGAAUAGGACAAAAGGAGAGGGUUCAAGUGGUGAGGUACUGCAUCAAAAAUAGUAUUGAGGGGCACAUUUUCCAAAUCAAGUGGAAAAAAGCAGAGUUAGCAAUGCUAAGUGUGCCUCUGUGUGGAAACCUUGAAUUCGAGUUGGUGAAGAAAUUAAUGAUGGAGAAAAUCUGUGAAAAUUAGGUUUAAGGGAUUUCAACAUACCUACAAUGGUAAAACCUUUUGUAUGAUAGCUUGAAGAUCAAUUGCAGCUUGAAUUUGCAAGAGGUUGAUGUCUGUUUCAUUGAGUGAUGCAAGAAAUGUAGGGUUGUAGCAA